This is a messenger RNA of Sabethes cyaneus, 3517 nucleotides long. It is a transcript of the gene Rop, whose product is annotated as protein ROP. The record is from RefSeq and is a predicted model, not a curated record. The transcript has 8 exons. NCBI's taxonomy places the organism in Eukaryota, Metazoa, Arthropoda, Insecta, Diptera, Culicidae. Gene Ontology annotation, cellular component: plasma membrane; secretory granule. Gene Ontology annotation, molecular function: syntaxin binding. Gene Ontology annotation, biological process: vesicle-mediated transport; intracellular protein transport; neurotransmitter secretion. The coding region runs from base 48 to 1826 and encodes 592 amino acids.
UAGUCAUCUCUCAGUCAGUACCUAGUGAAGUGAGGUAGACAUUCAGCAUGGCGUUAAAAUUGCUUGUUGGUCAAAAAAUUAUGAACGAAGUAGUUCGUUACAAAAAUCCAGCUGGUAAAACACAGGCAAGCGGAAAACCUGGAACCGAAUGGAGAAUAUUGAUAGUAGAUCAACUAGCAAUGAGGAUGGUAUCAGCGUGUACUAAAAUGCAUGAAAUUAGUGCCGAAGGUGUUACACUUGUCGAAGAUAUAAAUAAAAAAAGGGAACCGUUACCAGCCAUCGAAGCAGUCUAUUUGAUUACGCCUUCGGAAGAUUCUAUACGAUUACUAAUGAGAGAUUUUGAAAAUCCCGCUAAGCCAACAUACAAAGCUGCUCAUGUUUUCUUUACUGAAGUUUGUCCAGAAGAGCUGUUCAACGAUAUUUGUAAAUCUGUGGUUUCAAGAAAGAUAAAGACAUUAAAAGAAAUUAAUAUUGCUUUUCUUCCCUACGAAUCUCAGGUGUAUUCUCUCGAUUCUCCUGUUACUUUCCAAUGCGCUUACUCACCUGGUCUUGCUGGUGCACGUUGUGCCAAUAUGGAGCGUAUUGCUGAGCAAAUUGCUACACUUUGUGCUACACUCGGAGAGUAUCCAUCGGUUCGAUAUAGAAAUGAGUGGGAUGGUAACGUAGAAUUGGCGCAAAUGGUACAGCAAAAGCUGGAUGCAUACAAGGCUGAUGAACCAACAAUGGGUGAGGGUCCAGAGAAGGCAAGAUCCCAGCUUUUGAUCUUGGAUCGCGGCUUUGAUUGUGUUUCUCCGCUACUGCAUGAAUUAACACUACAAGCAAUGGCGUACGAUUUAUUACCUAUAGUAAAUGAUGUAUAUAAAUUUGUUCCCUCACCGAACGCUGCUGAGAAAGAAGUGUUGCUUGAUGAAAAUGAUGACCUCUGGGUCGAUUUGCGUCAUCAACACAUUGCUGUAGUUUCGCAGAGUGUAACACAGUAUUUGAAAACAUUUACUGAAUCGAAGAGACUCACUCAAACAGAAAAACAAUCUAUGAAAGAUCUUUCGCAAAUGAUCAAAAAAAUGCCACAAUACCAAAAACAAUUGUCAAAAUAUUCUACUCAUUUACAUCUUGCUGAGGAUUGUAUGAAAUCAUAUCAAGGAUAUGUUGAUAAAUUAUGUCGAGUGGAGCAAGAUUUGGCAAUGGGAACAGACGCUGAAGGAGAAAAAAUCAAAGACCAUAUGCGUAAUAUUGUCCCCAUACUGCUAGAUCAAGCAGUAUCUAACUAUGAUAAAGUGCGGAUCAUUGCAUUAUAUGUUAUGAUCAAAAACGGAAUUUCAGAGGAAAACUUGACCAAGCUUGUCACUCAUGCUCAGAUUGAACCAAAAGAGAGAGAAAUGAUUACGAAUUUGAGCCUUCUUGGAAUAAAUGUCAUUGCUGAUGGCAAUCGUAAGAAAACUUACACUGUACCACGUAAAGAACGCAUAAACGAACAUACUUAUCAGAUGUCUAGGUGGACGCCUGUCAUCAAAGAUAUAAUGGAGGAUUCCAUAGACAAUAAAUUGGACGAACGACACUUCCCGUUCUUGGGUGGCAGAAAAACAGCUGGCUUCCAUGCCCCCACAAGUGCGCGGUAUGGUCAUUGGCAUAAGGACAAAUCUCAGACUGCAGUGAAAAACGUGCCUCGUCUUAUUGUGUUCGUUGUAGGUGGAGUAAGCUAUUCAGAAAUUCGCUGUGCAUAUGAAGUUACAUCUGCUGUCAAAAAUUGGGAAGUUUACAUUGGGUCAUCACAUAUUUUAACUCCAGAAACAUUCCUUAGUGACCUUGGAUCAUUAAACAAAGAGUAAAGUGAAGUUGAUUGUAAUAAGAAAGUAUUCAGCAUACAGUUCAAGUUUUUAAAACAGAAACGAACUGUUUUUAAAUUAUUUCGCAAGCUAUUGUGUAAAAAUGAUAAAGUUUUUUUUAAAUAUAUGAGGAGCUUCAACUGUUCCUUGUUAUUAUGCAAAUUAUUCGCAAUGAUUAUACAUUAUUUACCAAUUGCAUCUUUCUGCGUGCAAAAAAAUGCAAACAUGUUCAUUGCGAUUGAGUUAACACCGGAUAAUAGUUUUUUCUAGAAGGUUGGCCUACAGCUAGUGGCCUACAGUUGAAAUGUCAAUUUCAUCCCAUUGUAAUGUUGUAAUGAUCAUCAUUCAAAUGUUUUUGUGUAUUUCCUGAAGUCAGAAUUCUACUAUAAAGUUUUUUUUAUGCUAUAGAUUUUUUCUGUAGAUAGAUGUAGAUUUUUUCUAUCUUAAAAAAGCUCGAUAGUAGACUGAUGGCUUUCUGAAAUCGUUGCCACAUUUUGGGUAUUUCAUAGAUUCAUAGAUUCUGACACUAUUAACAUGCCAUGAAGAAACACAAUCUGAAAUUAUCAAUAAAUACACUUCGCAUUCACUAAAUCAUUUUUUUAGUAAAGAUGACCAGUAAAUACUAUCUUGAAAAGUUGCUUCCUUACAAUUCAAAAUAUUCAUAGUCUGUUAAACCAAAAAAUGUAUUCUUAUUAACAAAACGCAAAGUAUGAGGUCAUUUAAUAAAAUUUAACGAUGAUAAUAGAAGUUAAUAAAGUACAGUUAUGAAAAAAUCAAUUUGAUCCUUAUCUAAUUUCAUUACAUUUACUGCAUUGUAUAUUUUUCAAAUACUUGCUUGUGCUUAGUAUCCGAACUAUUAAGCUAUAAAAAGAUAUAUUGUUCUUAUCCUAAAUGUGUGUUAUUUUUCAUUCGCUAUGAGCAAAUUAAAUAAAAGCUAAAAAAUUUAAACUUUAGACAAUUGAUAAUAUUGUGCUCACUCAUAGUUCCGUACUAGGUAUUCUUAAUUUUGUUUAUUCUAUUCAACAAAUUUAAUUUUGAACAAUAAAGAAAAACGUUAAAAAACUAGAACGAACAAAUGUACUUGCUAGUUGGCUUUUUUACGGUUUUGUAAACAUAUUUAUGAGAACUGAGGCGCGAAGUGAUAGUAGAUGACUUAAGCUUCAUUCUGGCAACGUCAAUUUGAUUUUUUUGCUAUUCAUUUCCUAUGAAAACGUGGUCACUUUAAGUAUUGUGCGAUCACGGUACUAUCAACUUACACAGAUCUAUCGUACGUUAUCAGUUCAACUCUAAGAUAUUCUUCGCGAAUUUGAGUCCAAGUACGUCAAUUAGUAAACGUGAAAAAAAAAUUUGAAGCGAAAUUUUCGUUGUUAAUAAUGUAUGCAUCCUUGGUGCGAUCAAGGCAAAUUGCAACGAAAAGUCAAUUUGUUUUGAAAACCAUUAGUUUUGUUACCGUUUCGUGCGCAUCUAAUUGAAAAAAACUUUUGUUAUUUAGUCCAUUGUUCUUACACAUUUUCAUGUAUAUAUAGUGUUUUAAAAAAACUUUUAACAUGUUUCAAAUAGUUUUUGAUCUGUUCUACUACUAAAGCAUUUCGAUUCCCAGUAUUGUGGCCUAAAACCACAUUUGUAAAAUGUAGAAGAAAUAGUAGGGUUAGAUAUAGUUAAAAUCCUGUCAAUAUAAAUAUCAUUCAAUCCGA